Messenger RNA from Kuraishia capsulata CBS 1993, 1038 nucleotides. RefSeq lists its product as uncharacterized. The coding region runs from base 1 to 1038 and encodes 345 amino acids. Gene Ontology annotation, molecular function: protein tyrosine/serine/threonine phosphatase activity; phosphatidylinositol-3,4,5-trisphosphate 3-phosphatase activity. Lineage: Eukaryota; Fungi; Ascomycota; Pichiomycetes; Pichiales; Pichiaceae. Gene Ontology annotation, cellular component: cytosol. The record is from RefSeq and is a predicted model, not a curated record. Gene Ontology annotation, biological process: dephosphorylation. The transcript has a single exon.
AUGACAGUUCUGGAGACAGAGCUCAUACCAGAUUUCUUCCCGAAGAUCACCGACCAGUUGUACGUCUCCGCGGGUCUUUCGGUAGGCUUUCCCGAUACUCUGCGGCGGCCGUCGGUGGAAGAUGCUAGACGCCAAAUGGAAAGAGACGGUUCUGAAAAUGCCAGUUGGACCUUGUUUGAUUUGAGAUCAGAGGAAGACAUUUCCCUGGAAAUGAGGGCUUUUGAAGGUAGCGAGUGUCUUCUUGUACGCUAUCCCUCCAAAGACCACGAAGCCAUUCCAUUUGCAGACCUUGUGGCUGCCUCCACAAUGUUGGAGGACCAGAUCAAAAGGGGCAACAACGUCCUUGUGUAUUGCAAGAAUGGAAAGGGAAGAACUGGCAUGCUUGUGUGUUCUUAUCUUGUGAUGUUCAAGGGUUUGAGUGCGGAAGCUGCCGGCCAGCUAUUCGGUCAGCGAAGACAGAUUUAUGGAGACUGCGGCGUCACCAUUGAGUCACAAUUGAGGUAUAUCAGAUAUGCAGAGAAGAUACGAGAAAUGCUUGGUGAAUUCACGAGAUUGUCUCGAAUUCAGUCUCCCCGGUAUUCUUUGAAGCACAUCAAACUGACCCCAGAUCCCCAGAACUUUGGUCUAUGGGACAGUGUUACCAUUGGAGUCUACAGUUAUCCUGCAAAUGCGAGAGAUCGUCUCAUCUAUCUUGCGGGUAUAGAGUAUAACAGAAAAGAUUUGGCUGUGGAGGACCAAUCCAUACUGCACAUCGAAAUACCCUUGGAAUCGUCAUUCCAGGACCAGAAGGUGAAUCUUCGUUUCUACAGAGGAAAUGUACUCAUAAGCCUCAGCAGCUUCUGGCUGAAUGUUCUGGUGGAAUAUUUGCUGGUCUUGAAGAAGACUGAGGUUGAACGAAUACCCAGGUCCCGCUUUGAAUUCAGCAAGCAUCUUGACUCGACUGAGCUUGACGGCUACAAGGGAAGCCGGCAGAAAGGCAUACCGGUGGUUCAGUCAGUGUCUAUUGCCAUGGGAAUUGAAUUUCCGUCUGGGAGUUAG